AUGGAUUCAUCUGAGAGCCCCUUCAACAAUCUCGACGUCUGGUGUGACUGGUCUGGCGACCUAACCGAUACCAUUCAAGUCUGGGUGAGGGUCGAUGUCUGGUGUUCGCCAAAUUCUCAAAUUACCCUGCUAGACGCUUCUCAUCCAUGCGUCGCCGAGAUCGUCGAUUACAGGCUUAAAUCGAUGGUCCAAUUCAAUAGCACCGAGGAUGUCAGGCUAUUUCCCCAGAAUUCGGAAUUUGAUUCAGAAACAAGCACAAGCACAAGCACCAGUCCACAACCUUCUCCGAUAUUGGGUCAACACGUUAAUGUACCCAUCACGCCCCGGAAGCAGACAGACCCUAUGACGCCUGAGAACAAUACGCCUCGUGCAAUCCUGCAUCCUGGAUACCCAAAUUUACGUUGCAAUACUCACAAACCCUCGGGCUCGGACAGUGUACAUCGAGCUGGACAUACCCCAGACGGAUCCCCCGGGGAGAGUCUCGACGCUUUUUAUGCCAAGUUCUACCAGGAUGGGUCUUCCUCCGAGUUCCUCAGCGAGGUUGGACAAUCACCCAGCAAUCCGCGCAAGAGAAACGCAAAGGCUGCUUCCCUGCCGGACUCGGUGACUGACUCGGAGAGAUCGUAUGGAGGUGAAAAGCUCAAGAAUAAAAGUCGGGUGCUUGCUAUGCCCAGACAGUUGCCGAUGUCUUCCAGUUCUUCUAGCUCGAUGCAUUCGCGUACACGAAGUCUAAUCCCUAGACCCGUGAGUGUUACCAACCAAGUUUGUCCCGAUUCUGCGAGUAUUCCCUUGCCAACGGACCCGGUGCCCGUUUUGGAUGUGGAUUUUCAACGGUUCGAGAACAUCUCGCCAGUGGAGAGAAGGUCUCCGGGAAAUCAUGUUCAGGUUCAAGACGAGAGCGUUGCAGAGACAUUUUCUGGGGAUACCUUGACACCUCUGGCCAGCCCCACGACUAUCACUAGUCUGAGUGUGAGUCUGGGUGUGAGUCUAGGUGUGAGUCCCGGCGAAGCUGGCAAGUCCUCAGAAGAGGGAUCAGACGUGGAGAAACUGUCUACCGUGGCAUCCGCUGGGAGCCCGUGUGACACGACCUUGAUGUCGGACUUGGUCGAUGCAUCGUUUGGGGAAUUUCCGACCCAGGGGACUUGUCUUGUGCAACCCCCAACUCCACCGCGGGCCUUCAGCAGACCUCACAUUUGCCUUGUUGAUCAGGUGGUUCAAAUUCAAUGCCCAUCGAACUUUGAGUCUGCCUGGUACAAGGCCUUCGUGACUCUUGCUCUUCGCCUCCAACCUGGUCGACCGCGCGGUUGGUACGAGCUUGUCGUUCCGGGUCUGCCUCGUCUAGAUUCUAGUGACCAUGGUUACGUGUACCUCAAUAUACCGGACGGGCAGGGAAUGGAAUACCGUACUAUGCAAUUUAAGAGACAUGAUAUCGUCGAUAACUGUCUCAUCGCACAGUUCCCAGUGAUCCAGCCAGAUUUGGUCAUCCCUCUACGUCCCUGCGAUUUCCGCUUCUACGGGUUCCUGCGUGACUUCAAGGUCAAUCAGAUCAUCCUCGCGAGAGUGACAGGGGAUAAGCGCGGCUCGGCUACGGGCACUAUCGAGUACACCGCUGUCUGUUCGCUGGAGCUCAUUCAACGUGACUUUUUGGCCGAGAAGUGCGCGUUUUACAUUUACAUACACGGUGGGCCAGAGGGUGAAUUUGCCUGCCACCUUGAGAAACCAAAGACCGAUUUCCAGACUAUCCAGCUUGAUUCGAAUCCCGAGUCUGAGCCUGGGAUUACGCAGUUGCAGGUUAUCUGCUCCCCACUGAACUUGGCGAUGUUCACCGUUACGUGGGAGAUGCGAGUGCCCCGUGGGGAAGUUGGCAGCUGGAUGCCGCGCAUCACGGCUCUGCCGGAUGGGUACCAGAUCGAGGAGGAGUUGCAGGAUCGGUAUCUUGAUGCUGAAUAUGAUGAGCAGGAGAUUGUCCGUGGUGAACCCAAGUCGAAAAUUGUUGCGCCGAGAAGACUGCGCAACGGCGAGGGAUUCAUUUCUUUGGUAAUGAGAGUUUUAUGCUGGCUGGUGGCCCUCUUUUUGCUGUUCCAGCCUGUGGCCUACUCUGUCGGGCUUUAUGACGGUGUCUUGAGCGGCAAGUCGGGUCUUGAGAUUCGGGACAUUCUUUGUGAGAAGUUGAUCUUUUGUGGAGAGAACGGAUCGUUGGAACCGUUUGGUGGGAAUCAUACGGAGGUGAACCCCCUCGUUCCAGAUACUCCAGAUCUGGCAGAGGUUGUGGUUCCCAUGGAGACUACUGAAUCUGUUUCAAGUCCCGCGUUGGAAGAUCUCGAAGUGCAGACCCAGGAACCUGUUCAUAUCAUUCCUACUUCGUUGCGAGAUCGAGUGGACUAUUUCCUUGGAUGGAAAGGUCCUCUCCGCGUUGCUGGAGUAUGA
Molecule: messenger RNA, 2427 nt
Organism: Penicillium brasilianum
Lineage: Eukaryota; Fungi; Ascomycota; Eurotiomycetes; Eurotiales; Aspergillaceae
Source: the annotation of a GenBank genome assembly